CGGGAAGCCGCGCUCCGCCAGGAAAUCCCGGCAGGAACUCCAGAGGGGGCCCUGGGAAACGCGUGCAUUUAUUCAUCGCAAGUGUGCAAGGCUCGCCAAUUGAGAGGCAGAGGCAGCACUAGUCGGGCUUAGGUAUUCUAGCCUCUGCGAAUGUAAUUUCGGAUUUAGAUUCAGCUUAAAUCCAAAGGGAAAACACUUUAUAAGGCUGAAAGCUGUGUAGUUGCAACAGCCAGGGUUAUGAGCUAUCAAAGGCAAUUACAUUAAAAUAGAUUAUACUGUGUAAAUUGAGCCAUUUAGAAGGUGAGAACCAAAGAAACAGCUCUGAUCCCCCUUCUUUCUAAAUUGCAGUUUUAGUUCCUUGCAAUUCUGAGGCACAAAAGUAGGUGAGACUGCUUUUGUAUCCGCAAAGUGCUUUAUUUCUGAGUGUAAUUCUAACUGAGUGCAAUCUAGGUUAAAAGCUGGACAACUGGGUAAUUAGAGCUCACUUGCUGCUAAAGGACGCUCAGCUGUACCGUAGCUCAUUUGUGUUCCCAGAGACUUGCUCUCCUCUCCCCUGAGCGGAGGCUGCUGGAGAAGAAGCAUCUGUGCCCGGACUUUUCUUGAUUGCGGAGAUGAUGGUGCUGGACAAGGAGGACGGCGUGCCGAUGCUCUCCGUACAGCCCAAGGGGAAGCAGAAGGGCUGCGCCGGCUGCAACCGAAAGAUCAAGGACCGGUACCUGCUGAAGGCUCUGGAUAAGUAUUGGCAUGAAGACUGCCUAAAGUGUGCCUGCUGUGACUGUCGUCUUGGAGAGGUUGGAUCAACUCUUUACACAAAAGCAAAUCUCAUUCUCUGCCGCAGAGAUUACCUGAGGCUCUUUGGUACCACCGGGAAUUGUGCUGCCUGCAGUAAACUGAUCCCUGCCUUUGAGAUGGUGAUGAGGGCCAGAGAUAAUGUUUACCAUUUGGACUGCUUUGCCUGUCAGCUCUGCAACCAGCGGCUCCAAAGCACCUCCCUUCCCUCUUCAAUCGCCAGCAUGGUCCCACUCGGUCCUUCAGACAACCUCCAGGGCUGUCACUGCCCAGCAGGAGAGUGCAGAUUCUGCGUGGGAGACAAAUUUUUCCUGAAGAACAACAUGAUCUUGUGUCAGAUGGACUAUGAGGAAGGGCAGCUGAACGGGAGCUUCGAGUCCCAGGUUCAAUAACAGCCCCUGCUUGGCUGGAGCACUGUGGGAUGGGCGCUUGGCCGCACGAGCAGCGAGGGCGUCUGUCAGCUUGCCUGCAAUAUUUUUUUAAUUCUUGGUCCAGAGAGGACUAUAUACAUUGUAGUACUUUUCCCCCCCAACACAAAGCAGUUACAAUUUUAGAUGUACAGUUGUGCCUGCUUAGCUGAGCACUGCAUUGCCUGUAUGUUUGUGAGUUUUUGGGGUCUGGGGGAGGGCUCUGUACAGUCUGUUUUCUGUAUAUAAACUGGAACAUUUAUUUUAUGAAAAAUGUAAUGCAAUUUUAUUACUGGUGUGAAUUAAAAAUUAUGAAUGUUUCCUGGUCAUCUUUGCCGUGGUUUCUUCCCCGUGUGGCAAAAGCCAUUCCUGUAUUUCCUGUGCUUUAGCUGAACAGACUGCUGGAAACGUGUACAUAGCUCCCUGGAAACUGCAUGGAUCACAGCAGAGGCAGGUUCUCUCGUAAUAACUGGGGGAAAUGCUGCUGCAGGGUUGUGGAGCCUUCCAUCCAACCACCUGCUUCCCUGGAUAAUGGGGGGGAAUGAGCUGGGGGCAGGUGGUGGCUGGGAACCAUGGGCAUUGCUGGCGGGGCUGCUGUGCCAUGCUGGGCUGCUGGCUGAGAGGCUCCUUGUGGAUUCAGACACAGCACUGCCAUGGAAUUCCUGCUGGCAGCCUGAUCCUGUGUCUCCAGUCUGGGCUGUGAGGAACAGGCUCCCUGCAGCCCUGCCAACAGGUGCCUGGGCAUUGAUCAGAAUAUUAAUUUCAAGGCUUUGCUAGGCAGUGGGAUUUUCCCAUGGGGCAUCACUUGUCCAGGUCAGAGCUGCUGCGGGAGCUGAUGUCAGGGCUGGGACGUGACCGGGCGCUGAUGCAGCAGAUCCCUGCUCCCAGCCCUUUUUGUUCACUCUGUGCCAGGUGCUUUGACCUCCCACGAAAUAAAAGCGAUCAGAUUUGAAGCAUCUCCCGGAGAAAAAAUUCUGAACUGUGUUCCUGCUACGAUGCUUUGUGCAAUGAUUUUCAAGGUUAUGCAAUUCAUGUGCAACCCACUGGACUGUAUCAAACACAUUUCUUUGUAUAGUGAGUGUCACUUUAAUAUAGUGCACCAGUAGCUGUAAAGGAUGGCUGCAAUUCUAUUUAUUUUGUCUUCUUUCCUUUCCUAGAUUUACCCCCCUUUCCUUUAAUAAAUAGACACCGAGUA
This is a messenger RNA of Camarhynchus parvulus, 2391 nucleotides long. It is a transcript of the gene LMO1, whose product is annotated as LIM domain only 1. Gene Ontology annotation, cellular component: nucleus. Gene Ontology annotation, molecular function: transcription coactivator activity; DNA-binding transcription factor binding. Bases 612 to 1181 code for a protein of 189 amino acids. Gene Ontology annotation, biological process: positive regulation of transcription by RNA polymerase II. Lineage: Eukaryota; Metazoa; Chordata; Aves; Passeriformes; Thraupidae. The transcript is spliced from 5 exons. The record is from RefSeq and is a predicted model, not a curated record.